Messenger RNA from Boleophthalmus pectinirostris (great blue-spotted mudskipper), 2796 nucleotides. RefSeq names its product protein tyrosine phosphatase non-receptor type 2a (gene ptpn2a). Gene Ontology annotation, biological process: protein dephosphorylation. The transcript has 10 exons. Lineage: Eukaryota; Metazoa; Chordata; Actinopteri; Gobiiformes; Gobiidae. Gene Ontology annotation, molecular function: protein tyrosine phosphatase activity. The coding region runs from base 265 to 1515 and encodes 416 amino acids. The record is from RefSeq and is a predicted model, not a curated record.
CUGAAGUGUGUGGCUCUGGCUGGUCAGGGUGAAUCUGACACGUGACAGUGGGCCCUCGUGUGUGCUGCGGUGAGCGGCAGAGCAGAGCAGACAGAGCAGACUGCCUCCCGCUGGGAUCCCCGGGCUGUGCACACCAGACCAUAGACCAGACUCACACUGUCAGUCUGUCUGCUGUACAUGGCUCACGGAACGGACUAACUCACACAAAGCGCCUCUAAACACACACUUCCCCGGCGACUGUCAGCGGGCACAGUUGAAGACAUCAUGGAGCAGGAGUUUGAAGAGAUCGACUCCUCCGGGGGAUGGCAUAACCUUUACAAUGAGAUCCGUAACCAAGCCAGCGAAUAUCCUUAUAAAGUUGCAAAAUUUCCAGUGAAUCGUAAUUUGAACCGCUACAGAGAUGUGAGCCCAUAUGACCACAGUCGAGUUAAACUUGAAAACUCUGAAAAUGAUUACAUCAAUGCAAGUUUGAUCAUGAUGGAGGAAGCCCAAAGAGCUUACAUUCUUUCUCAGGGUCCUUUGAGGAACACAUGUGGUCAUUUUUGGCUCAUGAUAUGGGAGCAGUGUACCAAGGCUGUCAUAAUGCUCAACAGAAUAAUUGAAAAGGGAACAGAAAAGUGUGCACAGUAUUGGCCAACCCCAAAAGACCGAGAGAUGCCUUUCUCUGACACGGGGUUUGUUGUCCACUUGAUCUCCGAGGAGGUCCAAACCUGUUAUACAAUCCGAGUGUUGGAGCUGCAGAACACAAAGACAGGAGAAUCCAGGGAGAUCUACCACUUUCACUAUACUUCAUGGCCUGACUUCGGUGUGCCAGAGUCUCCGGGUUCCUUCCUGGACUUCCUCUUCCGGGUCAGACAAUCCGGGUCUCUGGGGCCUCAGCAUGGGCCCUCUGUCGUGCACUGCAGCGCUGGGAUUGGACGUUCGGGAACCUUCGCCUUGGUGGAUACUUGUCUCGUCCUGAUGGAUAAGAGACAGGAUCCCUCAUCAGUGGACAUUCAAAAGGUGCUGCUGGAUAUGAGAGAAUACCGCAUGGGCCUAAUCCAGACUGCAGACCAGCUCCGGUUUUCCUACAUGGCUGUCAUUGAGGGAGCAAAAAUUAUUCUGCCAAACAGCUUCACACUGAAACAAAAGCUGAUUUCCACCAAUGACUUGGAACCAGAUUUGCCUCCUCCGCCUCCUCCACCCAGACCUCACCACACAUUUAAAGACAGCAAGUCCAACGGCCAGCCUGGGACCUGUGUAGAGCCACAGACAAACCAGGGAGGUAGUGUCAUUGAAGGAGAGCCAGCAAGUCAAGACAACAGCAUAAGAGACAACUCUGGGCAUCUACGAAAGCGUCAGCGAGAGGAGCGGAUUGCAGGCACUGCACAGAAAAUCCAGCAGAUGAAACAGAGACUGACAGAUUCGGAGAAGAAUAAGGAGAGCUGGGCUUACUGGAGGCCCAUCCUGUUGAAUGUUGGGGCGGGUGCAGCUGUGGCCUUUGGUCUGCUGGUUUGCUGGAUCUACUCCCAGUGAGACGCCUCUGUUACAUAAAAGUGACUCUAACUUUGCACCUGUACCUUAUAUUUUGGUACAUCUCUUCAUAGAUUUAGAUGGUAAUAUGUGCGAGGGUAUUUAUUUCUUGAGGUCAAAAUGCGGAAGCGCUAGAUCAACUGAGUGUGUAUAUUUUUAAUGUAAGAUCUUAAAGAAUAGUCAAAUCUCAGGAUCUUGGUGCCAGCACGACGAUUUUGCUUUCUCCUCUUUUAUGGUCACUGUCAAUUUAACGUACUGUAUGAUAGAAAAGGCUUAAAGGCUAAGGUGCAGUACAGGUAUUUUUGCAUUUACCAGAUGUGUGUCAGUCAUCUGUGGACAUGUUUUACAUUUCAGAAUUACACUUUGUUGACUGUCACAAAAUUCAGUUACGGCAUUUAUUUAGCUUUUUGGAAUGAUUUUUUUUUUUUUUUAGAGCACCACUUCGUUCUUCCAUUCAAUGUUCAACAUGGUGUCCCUUUAUGGCCAGAGAAAUAUAUUUUUGUGUGACUGGAUACUUCAUAGGGUACAGUCUCAGUUCAUAUUUCAAUCUGCUGAGAUGAAAACAUUUUAUUUUCUGUCAUUUUGAGCACGUUAUUGUCACAAAGUAUCUCACUGUUUUUGUGUGUGUUUACCCACUGGCUGGGUUUGUUUGUGUGUAUUAAGAGGUGAUCCCACUCUUUGUUCUCAAAACCAAAGCAAGAUGAGUUUUUUUGUUCAUAGAGAAAAUCUCACCUUGAGGAAUGUAUUUGCUGUUGAAUCUUUAAUACGACUUACACAUGUAUCGCAGUGUGAAACUAGUCGUUAUUUUAUUUACCCAUUUUUGACACUUCACCCAGUUGGCUUUCAUUCAACGGGGACCAAGAAAGAACAGCAAAACUAAGAAGUGUGCAUCAUUUUCUUGUUUGGAGAAGAUUUUAAUGUGCCUUUAAAUUACAUGAAUGAAAUGGCCAUACCAUUGAGUUAAAGGCAUAGGCCAAGAUGACACAUUUCUAAUAUUAAAAUGUGACUGCAUUGGUACACCUGGCGAAAUGAAGAUUGUUGAUAUACACCAAAUAUAUCUCUAAUAAGCACUGAGUCUUGAUUAGAGAAAUACAUUAACUACCUUUUUUCAUAUUAGGCUUCAACAAAAAAUAUAUUUUAACCAAGUCAUUCCAGUCAUUUUGGGUUUCCACAUCAAAUUUUGAAGCAGUUUUAUCGACUGCUCAGGUGAAUUGAGAACUUAAUGUGGUAUAACAUGGUGUUUUGAGAAAUUAUAAAUAAAACCUUAAAUCUUUUAUAACCAAA